AUGUUCCUCGCCUCUCUCCCCCCCGACACUCCCUUCACCCUCACCGUCAUUGGCACACAACCCCACACGCCCCCGGCCCUCCGCGCAACCCUAACCUCUCUCCUCGACGCCGCCAAAGCAAACCACCUCCUCGCCCACACCGAAACCCUCACCCAGCACCCAGACUCUAAUUCCAACUCCUCCCCCUCCGAACUCCACCUCACCUACUGGCCACCCCUUCCUACCAAGCAUGGUCCACCUCCCCAGACUUCACCACCUUCUGGUCCUCUUUGCCCGACACCGCCGGCAUAUUCCACGAGACCCUCACCAUCGACCCCUCACGGAUCCAGGGCGCCACGAACCAUGACGCGCCCGCCGCGGGAUGCAUGCAUCUCGGCAAGAUCGAGCUGAACCCGACUCUGAGCGGAUACUGGGGGUGUUAUCCGGAUCGGAUCAAGGAGAAAAGUAUCUCUACUUCGCUGACGGGGGAAGAUCUAUCAGCGCUGUCUUCACAGUCUACCACGACGAACGAAGGAGAAGAGGGAAAAGAAAAGAUAAUCGCAGGAAGAAUCACCCUAGCGAACUUCCCUAACAACAUCUGCUUCGUCGUUGAAGGCCAAGACCACACGCACGCAUCCGCAGACGAGAAAGCCUACUGGACGGAGACCUUCGACGCUCUCUCCCAGGAAUGGGUGCACGAUGCCCUGACCGCCGGCGUGGAGAAGGGGGUUCUUUCUUCGAGGGGCUGUUACUCCCCUGCUGCCACUUCUACUUCUACAUCCAUUUCUACUUUCACACCGGCGGAAGCUAGAUACCCCCUCACUCUCGGCCGGGAUGUCCAGCUCUUCUACUUCACGGACCUGGGUCACAUGGAGAAGCUGGGGAGGACGAACGCGGCGCACGUGAAACUGCGGAGGGCGUUUAUGGAGGCGUAUGGGCCCGGUGGGGUGUUGUUCGGGGGCGGGCUGUCAUUGUGGGUGGAGACGGCUGUUUUGAGAGGCGAGGAUAUCAGAGCGGAGUAUGUGGGGUGUCUGGAGGGGACGGGGCUGUUGGGGCUUAGGGGACAUGAUGCUUUUGCCUCUGGGGUAUAGAGUUAGGGGUGGGUUGAGUCGUUGACAUGAUGGUGGGGGGGUUAUCAUGUGGAUUUGAUGAAGAUCUGGUGGCGGGUGGCUAAUGGAUGAUCUGCAUACUGUGAAGUAUAUCGUCGAUCUGGUUGUGAAUAUGGUUUGGGAUGCUUUGAUGUCUUGGAGAAUGUUCUUUGUGAGCUGUGUAUGGUAGUGA
Aspergillus heteromorphus CBS 117.55 is the source of this 1260-nucleotide messenger RNA. RefSeq lists its product as uncharacterized. The transcript has a single exon. NCBI's taxonomy places the organism in Eukaryota, Fungi, Ascomycota, Eurotiomycetes, Eurotiales, Aspergillaceae. Bases 366 to 1070 code for a protein of 234 amino acids. The record is from RefSeq and is a predicted model, not a curated record.